Drosophila ananassae is the source of this 1609-nucleotide messenger RNA. RefSeq names its product casein kinase I. Gene Ontology annotation, cellular component: cytoplasm; nucleus. The transcript has 2 exons. Gene Ontology annotation, molecular function: protein serine/threonine kinase activity; ATP binding. Gene Ontology annotation, biological process: signal transduction; endocytosis; peptidyl-serine phosphorylation. Bases 206 to 1261 code for a protein of 351 amino acids. The record is from RefSeq and is a predicted model, not a curated record. Lineage: Eukaryota; Metazoa; Arthropoda; Insecta; Diptera; Drosophilidae.
UUUCGAACUUUUCUAUUUUGUUUUACCAACACUUUUAUAAACUAGAAUUCAAAAGUUAACUUUGUUUAUAAUUUAUUCUGCCAUGCUGAAUGAUUGACUGAUGGGAGACAGUUAUCGAUAAAAGACGCAACCCUGGGCGCUAAAGCUAAAGAACUGCACUUUCUACACUAGCAGGAAGAACACGUGUUUUUAUACUUUGGUAAAAAUGAGCGAUGACGAGAAGGGUGGCGGCUUCUUGAGCAAACCAGUGAUCAUCCAGGACUACUUGCUGCGGCGCAAGAUCGGGUCCGGAUCCUUUGGGGAUAUCUUCAUGGCGGAGCACAGAAUCACUGGGGAACGCGUCGCCAUCAAAAUGGAACGAAAUGAUGCCAACCAGUCGCAGUUGUACUUUGAGUUUAAGCUGUACAAGAUCAUCCAGAGCGGAAUGGGAAUACCGAGGGUGCGCGAGUUCAAGUCCGACGCCCGCUACAAUAUGCUAGUAAUGGAGCUGCUGGGUCCCUCGUUGGAGGAGAUGUUCGUAUACUGUUCGCGUCGCUUUUCCCUAAAGACGGUGCUUAUGCUGGCAGACCAGAUGAUUGAACGGCUGGACCACCUUCAUUCGCACCGCUACCUACACCGCGAUGUUAAGCCGGACAACUUCCUUAUGGGCGUGGGCGCCAACCAGCACCGGGUAUAUAUGAUCGACAUGGGAUUGGCUAAAAGCUAUUGGAACAAGAUGAGCAACAAGCACGUGGCCUACAGGGAAGGGCACCGUCUCACCGGCACCGCUCGCUAUGCCUCUAUCAAUGCACUUAAUGGAUGCGAGCAAUCACGGCGCGACGACCUGGAAGCCGUGGGCUAUGUUUUAAUGUACUUCCUUCGAGGGAGCUUACCUUGGCAGGGCCUAAAGGCGGUGGCGAAAAAGCAGCGAUACGAGCUCAUAGCCGAGACCAAGGCCUCUACCCGUUUGGAGGAACUGUGCUUAGGCUUUCCGGAAGAGUUCGCGUCCUAUAUUGGGUACUGCCGUGCCUUGGGUUUCGAGGAGAGGCCGCAUUACUCGCACAUACGGCGAAAUUUUGCCGAUCUAAUGCAUCGCCAAAAAUUCGUUAACGACUGUAUCUAUGACUGGAACCUGCUCAAAAUGUCCGACGAAAAUAAGAAAGAAGCGAAUAAAUUGGAGGUUAAGGAGGAUACUGAAGUAGUAGCCGUACACGUGCCAGCCUGUCAGAAAUGCCAAUUUAAAAUACACAAGCUGCCGGCUAUCAAAAAUGAGUCCAAUUAACAAAAACUGGGAUUUGUGCAACGUUUGCAUUCUGGACAGAUUCCUGAAACUGCAACUGCAACAGCCGCUUCAGAUUAAGUUGAAGCUGAAGCAGUAGCAGCUGCCAGAAAUGUCUAUCAGAAUGGAUGGCAGCCGAAGUUGAAUGCCAGGGGUGCUUGGGUGAGUGCUGGGAGUAGCUACAUCGAACAAAUGAAAACGUACCAAAUGACAGCAUCCAAUUUACGUUUGCAAUUAAACUGACACCGAACAGACACUUGAUUUAGUCCGAAGGUUGCCCUCAGACCAGGCAGCCUUUCAAGUUAUUUCGCUGUCCAAGGUUUUGUGAUGCAUGUAUGCAGCUAUUUGUAU